UUCCCGAAUUCGUUUGCAGGUCUGCUAUGGAUUAUUUUAUCAACCCUCCCGUGGUUAGGAGUUCGAUGUGAUGAGGCGGCUUACCUCUAUUCUGCACCAUGCAAUGAAAUUAAGUUCAAAAACGGGGACAUUGUUACAUUCUCAUCCGUAUGGUCGAAAACAAGCGUAGACGCUGAGCCGAGGCAUUGGUUGUUUGCCCUUACGGACAUGCAUUUGUGGCACAUAGCCAAGGACUUCUAUUUUUUCCCCCAGAAAGGAUUUGUAGACAUUAUGAAGCCAGAGGAUCGCAUGUCAAGCAAACGAACCUGUGUUAUGUUCGCCGGCGAGUUGAGGGGCGCCCCUACACUGGUAAUGCAGGCAAACUCCUUGCGAUGAGAAUGCGUUACAUGCCUGUAGUAUUCAACUUUCUCACCUGCAGCUGUCGUCACUACAUGGACUACAUUGUGUACGGGCGGAGCUACGGCGAUUAUCGGACGUGGCACUACCUGCCGGCCAGCAACGACUGCCCCGUCCAUCGGCAUUUUGACAGAGAGACAGACGUCACUUCAGCGAACUUCAAACUCGCUCGCAAAGACGCAAGAGGGAACCUUAGGUCCGUGGAGUGGCCCGCGGGAUGGACUCAGGAACGGAUGGAAGAAGUGCUGUCCGGGUCCCGGCUCUGCCCGCUAGCACCCACCAUCGAAGCCGCCAUCGCCCAAGUCAAAAAUGUUUGGGAGAGGAACCUAUCUCAAAUAAAAAAGAAGGGACUCUUCUCCUGUUUCCUGACCCCUCGGAAAAAUAAUGUGAAAGGCGAACCAGAAUUAACCUACCCCUAAUAAAGGACUGGAAACAAUGGACCACUAGACAAGGUACGAAUUUAAGUAAUCUGAUAUAGGUUUCU
This is a messenger RNA of Bemisia tabaci, 880 nucleotides long. RefSeq lists its product as uncharacterized. NCBI's taxonomy places the organism in Eukaryota, Metazoa, Arthropoda, Insecta, Hemiptera, Aleyrodidae. The record is from RefSeq and is a predicted model, not a curated record.